AUGGAAAGUCCUGCUUUUGCUCAUCUACCACCGUGGGUCAAGGCGAAGCUCUCACCUUUGGCCAUUGAGAAAAUUAAUGCAGUGUACGAUUGGGUCGAAACUGAGUGCAUUCCAAGAGAGCAGGUCUUCAAAGCCCAGCUCGAGGCCCGUCGCUGGACGACCCCGCCAUUGAUCCACGAACUACGCAAAAAGGCCAAAGAACGCUGUCUCUUCAACCUUUUCCUACCAAAUCACUUCAAGGAGAGUCCCGGUCUUACAAACUUGGAAUAUUCCUGCUGUGCCGAGAUCAUGGGUCGAUGUUACUGGGCAGCUCAGACAAUGAACUGCCACGCUCCGGAGACGGGAAACAUCGAGCUUUUGGCCAAGUACUGCAACGAAUCACAGAAGAAGAAAUGGCUCCAGCCACUUCUUGAUGGCAAUGCAUCCUCCGCCUACUCCAUGACCGAACCGGAUGUGGCGAGUUCAGAUGCCACACAGAUCGGAAUCAGCAUCAAGCGUGAGGGCGAGUUCUACGUCAUCAACGGAAGGAAGCUUUACGGAAAUUGCCUCUGGAACAAGGACUUGUCGUUCUACAUCCUCAUGGGCUGCACAAACCCAGACAACCCGAAGUGGUCUCGUCAUUCUAUGAUCAUCGUCCCUUGCAACACGCCAGGAAUCACCCAAGUUCGCAAUCUGACAAUCAUGGGCUACGACCAUGCACCAGAGGGGCACGGAGAAUACCUAUAUGAGAACGUUCGUGUUCCGGCUGAAAAUAUCAUUCUCGGAGAAGGGCGCGCUUUCGAGAUCGCCCAAGGUCGCCUGGGUCCCGGCCGGAUCCACCACUGCAUGCGCUUGAUCGGACAAUGCGAGAGAGCCUACGAGCUAGCUCUGAUACGCUGCAACGACGCUCGCAAAAAGCCCCGAGGGAAGCUCAUCGGCGAAUUCGAUUCCAACAUAGAACGCGUUGCCCAGAUGCGUCUCGAGCUGGAUGCCGCCCGCUUGGUCGUCCUGAACGCUGCGGAUACCAUGGAUCUGUUGGGGAACAAAGCUGGGAAGAGAGCAAUUGCCCAGAGCAAGAUCUUGGUGCCCAUGAUGGCUACGAAGAUCAUUGAUGAGUGUAUGCAGAUGCAUGGAGGUCAGGGGCUGACACAACAUACGCCGCUCCCUGAGAUGUGGACGUAUGCGCGCUUUGUGAGGAUUGCGGACGGGCCUGAUGCGGCGCAUCGGCACCAGGUGGGGAGAGAGGAAAUGAAGAUUGCGGACGAGGUUAUCAAGAAACAUCAGGUGUACCAGGAGCGCUGUAAGAUGUUUGCAGACCACUACGGGGAGCGGUUCAUAUCCUUCGACUAG
Colletotrichum orchidophilum is the source of this 1329-nucleotide messenger RNA. Its product is annotated as acyl-CoA dehydrogenase family member 10. Bases 1 to 1329 code for a protein of 442 amino acids. Gene Ontology annotation, molecular function: flavin adenine dinucleotide binding; oxidoreductase activity, acting on the CH-CH group of donors. The transcript has 2 exons. Lineage: Eukaryota; Fungi; Ascomycota; Sordariomycetes; Glomerellales; Glomerellaceae. The record is from RefSeq and is a predicted model, not a curated record.